AUGAUCUCUCGUCGCGGCCUGGCUCGACCGCAGUCAAUUCUGGCCAAAGCUCGGUGCUGUACCGAGACUCUCGCCGCAAAGAGGCAAUUUUCAUUGGCGCCGCCUCAGCCUCAAAAGCGUAAUCUACUUCUCACCAGCCUGCUUCAGCGCACAUCACGGCCAAGGUCACUGGCCCAAGGCGACCUGGCUAGGCUCUCCGUCAGGAAUCAUGACCGACGAUACGCCUCCACCGGCCCUCCUCCGUCUGCCGCCUCUGCAGAUGCUGCGACGACGGCUCAAAUCUCCGAGGCCACGAGGUUCGACGAGGCUCUGGAGCUGAGCGCGCAGACGCUCAUCAACUCUCCCGAACACAUUGGUUACCUCAAGGCUAUGGGGCUCGACUGGGGCUGGGGCCCUACCUCGGUCAUGGAGUACGCCAUAGAGCACCUUCAUGUCUACAUGGGAGGUCCUUGGUGGCUCACUAUCACCGCCGCCGCCAUCCUUACGCGCGCCGCACUCUUCAUGCCCUACGUCUCGGCCGCCGACAAUGCUGCACGCCUAGCCGUCGUGAGUCCCAUCACGAAGCCCAUCAUGACGAAGAUGGUGGCAGCCCAAAAGGCCGGCGACCAAAUCGCCUUUCUCCAGUACAAGCAAGAGCAGAGUUUAAUCCACCGCCGCGCCGGCAUCAAGGCCUGGAAGGCAGGCAUUCCUCUCAUCCAGAUGGUGUUGGGCUUCGGCACCUUUCGGCUCCUGAACGGCAUGGCCAAGUUGCCCGUCCCUGGCCUCGAGACGGGCGGUACCCUCUGGUUCGCCAACCUUGCGGCGCCGGAUCCGCUCUAUCUGCUGCCUAUGGCUACGGCCGCCACGCUCCAUUGGGUCCUGCGCAAAGGCGGCGAGAGCGGCGUCCAAAUGAUGAAUGCCAAAAUGAUGAGUAUCAUGAAAUGGGGCUUCCCUCUCCUCUCCCUCGUCUUCACCUCGUGGCUACCCGCCGCCGUCCAGCUACACUUCUUCGCCUCGGGCCUACUCUCCCUCGCUCAGUCCACCAUGCUACGCCAGCCCGCCUUCCGCACCGCCAUGAGCAUGACACCCCUCCCGAAGCCGAGCUCCGCGCCUUCCGCGACGCCCGCCGCUGCUGACGCCGCCCCAUCGAGCAAGAUUCGCAUGAUUAAGAACCCCAUCCUCUCCCAGUCGGAGCUUCAUGACCGCUUCCAGCCCGCUCCGACCAUAGCUACGGGCGCGAAUUCGGCCCCAGGCCGCCGGUUUCCCCGCGUCCUCAAGGAGACACUCACGGAUAUCCGCAGCACUGUGCAGGAAGUGGUCGAGGCCGGGCGUGGCCUCAUGGGCCAAACGAAACAGGAGGUCCAGGACCGACUAGUCAAGGCCGAGAAGCGACAGCGGGACAUGUAUGAGGCAAAGCGUCAGGCAGCCGAGCUACAAGCCCGCGUAGAGCAACAGCAACAGCGUCGAGAGAGUCGCGCGCUCCGCAAGGCCGCGACGGCCAGCCGAUCGCUAGGUCAGUCCUAA
Messenger RNA from Blumeria graminis f. sp. triticale, 1503 nucleotides. NCBI's taxonomy places the organism in Eukaryota, Fungi, Ascomycota, Leotiomycetes, Helotiales, Erysiphaceae. The record is from the annotation of a GenBank genome assembly.